Messenger RNA from Verruconis gallopava, 2216 nucleotides. RefSeq lists its product as uncharacterized. The transcript has 2 exons. The record is from RefSeq and is a predicted model, not a curated record. Bases 219 to 1610 code for a protein of 463 amino acids. NCBI's taxonomy places the organism in Eukaryota, Fungi, Ascomycota, Dothideomycetes, Venturiales, Sympoventuriaceae.
UUCAAAUUAUGUGAGAUGGUUGCGGAGACGAUGGUCGUCGAAGGAUGAUGAAUGCGCUUUGUGGCUGCUGGCGCGACGCUUCGGCAUGAGCCCUUGAGCCCUGGAUUUCGCGUUGCCGGCCCUCGGGCACUGCCCACGCUGGUUCUCCGCACGCACCCUCACUUCUGCCUUCUGCGCUCUCGCUCGCCAUCUUCGAUCUAUCCUCCCCCCAUCAGAACAUGUCCGCCUUCACGACCGUAAAUCCUGUCGCUCCGCCUGCGGCGCCUGCUGUCGCGGCGCCGCCGCCGCCACAGGAGCAACAACAGAACGGACAGCCUUCCCACAGCCCCGUCUCGCACCCGGAGCCCGAGCCAGAGCCCAUGGACGACGAAUCUGUUCUGUCGGAUGUUCCUCCGGACACCGAGAACAUGCCGCUGCCUAUGUCUGCCACGAACUAUGAUGGGGCUACCGAGCCUCACGACCAGGAGCCGAACCCCAAGAAGCGUAAGCGCUACAAUGAUCCACCCAACGAAGUCCACGCGGAACUCAGGCGCCCCCAGUUACCAGGCCAGUGGUAUAGCAAGACUCCGGAACAGUGGGAGGAGCUGUCGCACUUGCACAAGCUCAUAUACUCUCAUGUUGGUCGCAUUGAGGAGACCGACCUCGGCGAGGAGGUCGAGCCUUGCGAAGCGUGUCGCAAGCGUGGUUUCAAGUGCAUGAAGUAUAAGCAAGACCACCCGGAGGUAGAGAAAUUAUAUAAAGGCAAUGUACGCGUCGGUACGUCGUGUACGCGAUGUAGACGAUACCGGCGCACGUGCGCGCUUCCCGGCAAGAAACAAAACGGUACAGCUACAACACCAAGCCGACCGCAAUCACUCACAAAUGGCUACAACCCUCCUCCCAGCGCGACAAGCGGCGAAUACAAGACGCAGACGGUGUCUGGAGCGGAUGGUCUGGACACAUGGGAGAAUACUCUGUUAGCCGCAGCUUCCGGCGGCAGCCCGUUAACCUCUGUCGCAUCCUCACCUGCAGAGUAUAAUGAUCCUCCAACUUCACUUCCCCCAACAGCAAAUUUUCAAGCAAAUCAAAAUAACCCUUCCGGCCGCGAAAAUGCUCAAUCAAACAACGUUGACCAUGAUGACUCAAAUCAGACGGUGACAAAGAAUACCUUGUUGAAUCGCAUUAAAUAUCUUGAGUUUGAGAUCCAGGAACUUCGUGCCUCGCAGUCAGAUUUCAACAAGGAGCGCGAUUGGAACGAUCAAAAACGCGACCUGCAGGCUGAAAUAUACCGCCUGCGAGAAGAUCAGCGCAAGACACGCGAAGAGAACUGGGCAUUACAGAACAAGGUUAUCCAACUCGAGAAAGAUUUCAUGGCUGUCAGAGGUGCUGAUAUCGAGCGGAUCAUGGCAGAAGCAGAGCUGAAAGUCGAGAAUCGCCAAUUGACGGCUCGCGUCCAGGCGCUGACAGAGCAGCGUAGAGCGGGCAAGGCCAAGGUCAAGGAACUUAAGAAAACAAACCGGCGAUUGAGGAGGCGGAAUGCGGAAUUGGAGCAUGGCAACGCCACAAGUGACCAAUCGAGCGGUGCUGCUAUGCCUCCGCGGAUGGACCGCAGGCACAGUGACCUUGCUUGAUGAAAUCGUCUUUCUGUGGACGAUGGUCCAUCACCUUUGCAAAUAUUCUUAUCCUCCGGCAAGGAGCAAGGUCAGAGCGGUGGUUGAUACCAACGCUUCGCAUAUGCUGCUGUUGCUUCCAAUCUUGCCGUAGCAUUCGACAAGGCUACUGGCCUCGAUAUCCACACAACUCUUGUCAUAUCUCUUUAAGCUUUAUACCUUUCUAUCCCAAUCAAACUUUCCCACUAUGACUGUAUUUAUUAUGGGUAAUGGUUUUGACGGAUUUAAGCGACAGGAUUUUCCGAAAAGAAGUGGGUUCGUGUUUUUUUCUAUUUUUAACUACGCGGAAAGACGACUGGAUGGGCUAGACUCGGAAAUGGCGUGGACAGCAUAUGCUGUUCAAGCAAGCACGAGUUAGGGAAAUGGAUACAAUAUUCUCGUGGGUUCGGAACUUUCUGCUUCGUGGGACGCCUUUGAAUAGCAGAGGCCAGAAAGCACAGACAAGCUCUGGAUUGUCGUAUAUGUGCGGGUUCUCUGGCUAUACGAAGUCUUACAUAUUUCAACGUGUAAUCAUUUUCCCUGCUUAACCUUGCUGAUGCCUAUAUGUGUAAUGCCAGUCCUCUCUCG